Messenger RNA from Phialemonium atrogriseum, 2186 nucleotides. RefSeq names its product glutaminyl-tRNA synthetase. Lineage: Eukaryota; Fungi; Ascomycota; Sordariomycetes; Cephalothecales; Cephalothecaceae. Gene Ontology annotation, biological process: translation; glutaminyl-tRNA aminoacylation. Bases 109 to 2001 code for a protein of 630 amino acids. The transcript has 5 exons. Gene Ontology annotation, cellular component: cytoplasm; cytosol. The record is from RefSeq and is a predicted model, not a curated record. Gene Ontology annotation, molecular function: glutamine-tRNA ligase activity; ATP binding.
CCCGGAACGAGACAUCCCACGUUUCUGACACCAAGUCAUACUAAUACCCACAGUCUGUGAACCAAGCACACCACUGAGUUCCACGCCACCGAGUUCGCAACAGGAAAGAUGGCUGAAGCCAUAGCUGAGGCGACGGCCAAGCUCCAACUCGACGAGGAAACCGGAGAGUUCGUUUCCAAGGGCGAGUUGAAGAAGCGCCUGGCCAAGCGCGCGAAGAAGGCGGCAAAGGAGGUGAGGGCAAAGGAGACAAAGGACACGCCCAAGGCAGCACCCAAGCCUAACCCGAAGACGGAAGAGGUCGUGAUGGACCCCGAGGCCAUGUUCAAGCAGGGCUUUUUGAACGACGUCUACAACGAGCGGCCCGUUAAGCCCGUCGUCACUCGUUUUCCCCCGGAGCCCAAUGGCUAUCUUCAUAUCGGACAUGCAAAGGCGAUUGCAGUCAACUUUGGCUUCGCGAAAUACCAUUCGGGCCGUUGCUACCUUCGGUUUGAUGACACGAACCCUGAGGCUGAGGAGGAGGUGUACUUCCUCUCUAUUGAGGAGAUGGUGCGCUGGCUGGGCUUCACUCCCUAUCAGAUCACGCACUCCAGCGAUAACUUUGGCAAGCUCUACGAGAUGGCAGAGAAGCUGAUCGGUCUGGGAAAGGGCUAUGUUUGCUACUGCAAUGAGGAACAGUUGAAGCUCCAGCGCGGCGGCGAGAAGAGUACGAGUCCUCGCUUCCGGUGCGAGCAUGCCGACCAGAUAAUCGAAGACAAUCUCCAGAAGUUCCGGGACAUGCGCGACGGCAAGUACAAACCCAAAGAAGCUUUCCUUCGGAUGAAGCAGGAUAUAACCGACGGAAAUCCUCAAAUGUGGGACUUGGCUGCCUACAGGAUCAAGGACGAGCCGCACCACCGCACCGGCACGGAGUGGAAGAUAUAUCCAACCUACGACUUUACACACGGUCUGUGUGACAGUUUCGAGAGCGUGACGCACUCGCUCUGCACCACCGAGUUCAUCCAGAGCAGAGUCUCGUACGAGUGGCUGAACAAGACGCUUGGCGUGUACGAGCCCAUGCAGCGCGAAUACGGACGACUUAGUCUGAGUGGGACGGUGCUCUCGAAGCGGAAGCUCAAGACGCUGGUUGAAAACAGGGUCGUCCGAGGCUGGGAUGAUCCGCGGCUCUACACGCUCAUCGCUGUGAGACGGAGGGGCGUGCCGCCGGGAGCGAUCCUCGAGUUUGUGAACGAGCUGGGAGUGACUACAUCAAAGACAAUCAUCCAGAUUACUCGUUUUGAGCAGACCAUCCGGAGGUAUCUCGAACGGACUGUGCCACGGUUGAUGGUGGUGCUGGACCCGUUGCCUGUCGUCAUCGAGGAUGCAGACGAGCUGGAAGGGACGGAGCUCACGGUACCGCUCUCGCCCAAGAACCCUGCCAUGGGCGAUCGCAAGAUCAAGUUCACCAAGACGGUCUAUAUCGACCGGUCUGACUUCCGGGAGGUCGACAGCAAAGACUACUUCCGACUUGCGCCAGGCAAAACCGUCGGGCUACUGCAGGUCCCUUCCCCCAUCAAAGCCACGAGCUUCACAAUUGACGAAGCCACGGGAAGAGUCAAGGAAGUGCGCGCGGUGUUUGACCGUGAGUCGAAGAAGCCCAAGACGUACAUCCAGUGGGUGGGAGGCCAGGGCUCCGGAUCCCGCCGGGUCGAGGUCCGCGUCUACAAUGCGCUGUUCAAGUCGGAAGACCCCGGCACGGCGGAGGGUGGCUUCCUGAACGACGUCAACCCCGACAGCGAGACCAUCUACCCGGACGCACUGAUUGAGUCCGGCUUUGAGGAGGUCAAGAACCGGGCCCCGUGGCCCGAGGCGGCAGGCGAGAAUAAGCUAGGCAAGGGGGGACCCGAGAGCGUGCGUUUCCAGGGAAUGAGGGUGGCGUAUUUUGCAAUGGACCCAGAUAGUACCGAUGAGAAGAUUGUUCUCAACCGGAUCGUGUCGCUGAAGGAGGAUGCUGGGAAGAGCUGAAUGAGCAUGGAUGGCCAGAUGGACAUAGACCUGAAAUCCCAAAGAAGCAAACAAAUCAAGUGGAUUGUCUCCCAUCCUCAGGCUAGAGUUUCCCCGCAAUGGAUGGUGUUCUCAAUGUUUCCAUUUUGGGAGAAACAGGGCCCUAAUUUCCCCCUGUUGUCGAUCCGCUCACCCCAACCCUAAGC